AUGUCCGGCUCCGACUCCGGCACGACACCCACGGACAUUAUCACCUACAUCGGCGUCCCUCUGGCCGUGCUUGGCGUCCUCCCGAUCCUCUACAACACCAUUGCAACACUCGCCGCUCGAUCCCGCAUCAGGCGCAUGCUCCGUCAUGCCCGCCUGACAGCCCUCACCCGCUCAGACGUUGUGAACCGUGUCAUCGAGGUCGACCUCCCGCGCUACGCCGUCACGCCCUGGGACCGCUUCGAUCACCGCGACGAGUACUGGUCUCUCGCCCGCCACCCUUCCUCUAUCCCUGGCGGCACUUGGACGACCUUCAACUGGCGGACUAAUACCAUCGGCCUCAAGACGCAGAGGGUCGAGUACGCAGACCAACUGCGGCAGCCGCAGGUGGAUGUCACUUUCGACGAGUUGAUUAGCUAUCUCCUGGAUCUCGGCGCCGUUCCUGAUGCUCACGGAUGGAGGCUGCUCAGAAGCACCGGGCUGUGGACUCCCGUCGGCUGCACCCUGAUGCAGAGUCCCGACGGGCAACACGAAGCACUCACCAUCGCACCCCUGAACGAUUCGGACGGCCAUCUGUCGCUGUCUGUGAACUGGUCCUCGCACUGGACUACGAGGAGCCAUGAGUCUCUGCCCCCUUACUGGGUCCGGCUUCUACCAGUUCCCAGCCCGGUGGCUACGACCAUUGAGCAGGAUGACGAAAAGGGCGACAUCGUCAGCGCGGAGCCGGACACGAGUGGCGGGAGUAGCAAGAAGACGGCAUCCCCAACAUCUUCCGUCGCGAGCAUAGCCCGCGCCGCCAAAAACAACACCCAAAACCCAAUAGCCUGCAAAAUCUCCUCCCACGGCCUCAUAAGCGCAAUCCCGGAAGAUGCAGACCAUUCCCCCACGAGCCUCUACAUCGAACACCUCCGCAUCCGCCCGGGUCACACCGCGGGGAUAUGGUUCGCCAGCGCCGCCACGGCCUACGGGACGUCAAGCGCAACCAUCCUGUGGAACUACCGCAUCCCGGACGACGUCCUAGCCUUUGCGCGGGGCUCCUCCGUGCCCUGUGGUGUCCUCGAGGUCCUGGGCAUCGUCGACGACUCGCAGACACCCGAGUGGGCAACCUCGCACAACGACAUGCGGGAUAACCUCGACAUCAUCCACAGGAGGAUGCGGGAUCAGAUGAAUGCCAUCUCGGCCGAGGCGCAGAUGGAUCCGGUGAGGAGGGAGCAGGCCGUUCGGCAGCGAAUGCGCAAGGAGUCUGAUCAGCACAUGGACGACGUCCGAGACAGAAUGCGCCUCGACGCCCGCCGUCGAGAAACCCGCGCCCACGAAGCGAUCCAGUCCCCCAAAUGGGACGCCGCCCUCGUCGCCUCUCACACCCUCCCCUGGCUCCAGCAGCACAGCCACCUACCGGCGGGUGUCACGCUCCGCUCCGUCGCGGCGGGCCUGCUCCACCGCAUGCUCCUCGACGGUGCGUUUGCCGAGGAGCUCUGCGCCGUACUCGACAAGUGGAAGGCGUGGGCCGAUAACGGCGGGAUGCGCAAGUCGGACCUCGAGACGCUGCGGGAGGGGCCGCGGGCUCUGGAGACUUUUGCGCUGGCGAGCCUUUUAGUUGCUGUUAUUCGGGACGUCGGCGGUGCGGCGGAGGGGUCGAUGAGUAUGGAUUUGCAGGAGUGUUUGAGGAUGUGGCGACAGGUGAGGUUGGGUUAA
Messenger RNA from Colletotrichum orchidophilum, 1692 nucleotides. RefSeq lists its product as uncharacterized. The transcript is spliced from 2 exons. The coding region runs from base 1 to 1692 and encodes 563 amino acids. NCBI's taxonomy places the organism in Eukaryota, Fungi, Ascomycota, Sordariomycetes, Glomerellales, Glomerellaceae. The record is from RefSeq and is a predicted model, not a curated record.